AGACUGUAGAUAUAUUUAUAUCUAUAUAAAGUAGUUUAUAGCAUAACAAUUUUUCUUAAUGCAUUUUGUUAUAUUCCCGGCAACUUUGCGUCCAGGCUCUGUUGCCGAAACAGUUUGAAGUUAAAGCACUUAUUGAGAAUUUUGAGGUACGCAAAAAAUGAACGAAGAAAUGGAGAAAAACAUGGUUGUGAAGAACGGCGGGAAGGAGGUUCAGCUUUUCUACUGCAAUGAAACCGAGGAACUGGCCCGUAAGAUUGCUGCUCAAUCGGGUUCCAUCCAUUUAAAUGCUAUUAACUGGAGGAAAUUUGCAGAUGGGUUUCCUAACCUUUUUAUUUCAAAUGCACAUGGCAUUCGAGGCCAGCACGUGGCAUUUCUAGCUUCGUUUAGCUCACCUGCUGUUAUUUUUGAGCAGCUUUCCAUUAUAUAUGCACUGCCACGAAUGUUUAUAUCAUCUUUUACUCUUGUUUUACCAUUCUUUCCUACUGGUUCUUUUGAGCGUAUGGAAGAAGAGGGGGAUGUGGCAACUGCAUUUACAUUGGCGAGAAUAUUAUCCAACAUACCUCUUUCUAGGGGUGGUCCAACAAGUUUGGUCAUUUUUGAUAUUCAUGCGUUACAGGAAAGAUUCUAUUUUGGUGACAGUGUAUUGCCAUACUUCGAGAGUGGCAUCCCAUUACUCAAGGAACGACUUACACAGCUUCCUGAUUCUGGCAAUAUAAUGAUAGCUUUCCCAGAUGAUGGCGCAUGGAAACGGUUCAAUAAGCUACUACAAUGUUAUCCAAUGGUAGUGUGCACAAAGGUACGUGAAGGUGAUCAACGAUUUGUUCGUAUCAAGGAGGGGGAUCCUGCUGGUCGACAUGUAGUCAUCGUUGAUGAUUUAGUGCAGUCAGGCGGCACUCUUAUUGAAUGUCAAAAAGCAUUGGCUGCUGCUGGUGCUGCAAAAAUCAGUGCAUAUGUAACUCAUGGUGUCUUUCCUAAAAGUUCAUGGAAGCGGUUUCAACAUGACAACGGCGGAGGAGCAGAACAUGGGUUUGCAUACUUUUGGAUCACAGAUUCAUGCCCUCUGACUGCAGACGCAGUAAAGGACAAAGACCCAUUUGAAAUUCUUAGUUUGGCAGGGCCAAUUGCUGCUGCUCUUCAGGUUUGAAGUCUUCUACCUUGAACUAGAGGAUAAAUUAUGGAGGUUCAAGACUGCCCAUUUUCUUUAAGCAUUACAUAUGCAGUUGCAGUUUAAAAAAUUUGGGAGUGUCCAUGUAUGGAUUGAACUUCUGUAGGAGAUUUUAUUAUGCAUUUUCCCCAUAAAAUCUCUUUUCCAAGCUGCUCUAAGAAGCACCCAACUAAAAUGCAAAUCAAAGAGAUUACAAGUUUGUAACUGUAUGAUGUACUCUGAAGCCGAGGCCAUCUUUGAGGAUGUUAAUGAAAACAGAUGUUUGAUUGUACCGCUUUUUGACAGAGUAAUAGUAAAACAAGGAGCUGGACAUUAUUUGUUUGAA
Cryptomeria japonica (Japanese cedar) is the source of this 1490-nucleotide messenger RNA. RefSeq names its product ribose-phosphate pyrophosphokinase 3, chloroplastic. The record is from RefSeq and is a predicted model, not a curated record. Lineage: Eukaryota; Viridiplantae; Streptophyta; Pinopsida; Cupressales; Cupressaceae. The coding region runs from base 158 to 1144 and encodes 328 amino acids. The transcript has 7 exons. Gene Ontology annotation, biological process: 5-phosphoribose 1-diphosphate biosynthetic process; purine nucleotide biosynthetic process. Gene Ontology annotation, molecular function: magnesium ion binding; ribose phosphate diphosphokinase activity. Gene Ontology annotation, cellular component: ribose phosphate diphosphokinase complex; cytoplasm.